Molecule: messenger RNA, 1557 nt
Organism: Funneliformis geosporum
Lineage: Eukaryota; Fungi; Glomeromycota; Glomeromycetes; Glomerales; Glomeraceae
Source: the annotation of a GenBank genome assembly
AUGGCUUCUAAUAAGAUUAGAAUUGGUCAAUAUAAUGUUUUGCAAACUCUUGGGGUGGGCUCCUUUGGAAAAGUUAAAAUGGCCGUUCACUCCAUAACUGGUCAUAAGGUAGCCAUGAAAUUUAUCAAUAGGAAGAAAAUCGCAAAUUUGGACAUGGUUGGAAGGGUGAAACGCGAAAUUCAGUACCUUAAGUUGCUUCGACACCCUCAUAUAAUAAAAUUAUAUGAAGUUAUUACAACACCAACUGACAUUAUUAUGGUAAUGGAGUAUGCUGGAGGCGAGUUAUUCAAUUUUAUUGUUGAAAAAGGCAAGAUGUCAGAAGAUGAUUCUCGAAGAUUCUUUCAGCAAAUUAUUUGUGCUGUUGAAUAUUGUCAUCGACACAAGAUUGCACACCGAGAUUUAAAACCUGAAAAUCUUCUUUUGGAUCCUUAUCAAAAUGUAAAAAUCGCGGAUUUUGGAUUAUCAAAUAUAAUGACCGAUGGAGAAUUUUUGAAAACGAGCUGCGGGAGUCCAAAUUACGCGGCACCAGAAGUCAUUUCUGGAAGGUUGUAUGCAGGACCCGAAGUUGAUGUAUGGAGCUGCGGUGUCAUUUUGUAUGUUAUGCUUUGCGGGCGUCUGCCAUUCGAUGAUGAAUAUAUUCCAACAUUAUUCAAAAAAAUUAACGGUGGUAUUUAUACGUUACCAUCGUUUUUAUCACCCGAGGCCAAAUAUCUUUUGUCUUCGAUGCUCGUCGUUGAUCCAAUAAAAAGAAUAACUAUUCAUGAUAUCAGACAAAAUCCAUGGUUUAAUAUUGGGUUACCUGAUUAUCUUAAACCUCUUCCUGAAAGUGAAGAGGAUCCAUUUGCUGAAAUAGAUAAUAAUAUUGUGACAGAACUUCAUAAGAAAAUGGGAUUUAGUAGGAAUACUAUAUAUCAGGCAUUACAAGAGUCAGAAAACAAUCAAAUCAAAGUGGCAUACCAACUUGUGGUGGAUCAUAAGCGUAUGAUUUUUGCUGGAAGAAUAUCUGAACAGAAAAAUUUCCAAAGUUUUCUAUCAACGUCGCCUCCUUCAUGGAUUUCACCUCAGAAUACGAAGGAAAAAGAACUGAUGAGUGAGGAAGUUGGUGAAGCUCCUUCUAGUAUUUCAGUAUUAAAUUCUAGUCUGCCUCCUAAUGAAGAAUAUAUCAGAGGUAAUGUUAAUUGUGCUAAAAUGCCAAAAACACCGACUUUAAGAAAGAAAUCCAGAUCGAAAUGGCAUUUUGGAAUUCGUUCGCGAAGUCCUCCUCUAGAAGUCAUGCUUGAGAUUUAUCGUGCUCUAAAAAAUUUAGGAAUGGAAUGGAAGACCAUGGAUCCUUUCCAUGUUCGUUGUAAAUAUAAUUAUUCUAGCGGUUUACGAGCAAACAGCCAUUAUUCACACAAGUUUGAAACUAAUAAUAAACCAUUUUCCGCACCUCCAAUUUCCUCAACAACUGUAAAAAUUCUUCAUCAACAAAGGACCAAUGGAAAAGAAGUUACAUCAAUGUAUCCAUUUUUUGAUGUAUGUACGAAAUUAAUUACAGAAUUGGCAAUAUCCGGAUGA